GCGAGCCGCGCUGGACAAUGAGCUCGGCGGCUUGACGCUGCGACCACUUUUAGCCGGGGGCGCGGGCCCACCUGCAAGGAGAGGGCGGGAUGCCAGGGCCAGGUGUCCCGGCGUUCUAGGGUCCCUCACAGUCAGACGUCCCCGAACCGGUUCUCGCUGUGACACUAGGCUGCCCCGAGGCUUUGACAGGAACGUGUUUUGCGGCGCGCCCGGGUGCAGUCGCGAUGGCCAGCGCCAGGAGUAUUGAGCUGGAGCACUUUGAGGAACGGGACAAAAGGCCGCGGCCAGGGUCGCGGAGGGGGGCGCCCAGCUCCUCCGGGGGCAGCAGCAGCUCGGGGCCCAAGGGGAAUGGGCUCAUCCCCAGCCCGGCGCACAGUGCCCACUGCAGCUUCUACCGCACGCGGACCCUGCAGGCCCUCAGCUCGGAGAAGAAGGCCAAGAAGGCGCGCUUCUACAGGAAUGGAGACCGCUACUUCAAGGGCCUGGUGUUUGCCAUCUCCAGCGACCGCUUCCGGUCCUUCGAUGCGCUCCUUAUGGAGCUCACCCGCUCCCUGUCGGACAACGUGAACCUGCCUCAGGGCGUCCGCACCAUCUACACCAUCGACGGCAGCCGGAAGGUCACCAGCCUGGACGAGCUUCUGGAAGGUGAGAGUUACGUAUGUGCGUCCAACGAACCAUUCCGUAAAGUGGAUUACACCAAAAAUAUUAAUCCGAACUGGUCUGUGAACAUCAAGGGUGGGACAACCCGAUCAUUGGCUGCUCCUUCCUCUGUGAAAAGUGAAGUGAAAGAAAGUAAAGAUUUCAUCAAACCCAAGUUAGUGACUGUGAUUCGAAGUGGAGUAAAGCCCAGAAAAGCUGUGCGGAUCCUUCUAAAUAAAAAGACUGCUCAUUCCUUUGAACAGGUCUUAACAGACAUCACUGAAGCCAUUAAACUAGACUCAGGAGUGGUCAAGAGGCUUUGCACACUGGACGGAAAGCAGGUUACUUGUCUGCAAGACUUUUUUGGUGAUGAUGAUGUUUUUAUUGCAUGUGGACCCGAAAAAUUCCGUUACGCCCAAGAUGACUUUGUCCUGGACCAUAGUGAAUGCCGUGUCUUGAAGUCAUCUUAUUCUCGUUCUUCAGCUGUGAGAUAUUCUGGAUCCAAAAGCCCUGGGCCCUCUCGACGCAGCAAAUCACCAGCCUCAGUAAAGAGGGGUGCCCACUACUCCAGUGCCUAUUCUACAGCCAAAUCCCCAGUUAACGGAACUCCCAGCAGCCAGCUUUCUACUCCUAAAUCUACAAAAUCCUCCAGUUCUUCUCCAACUAGCCCAGGAAGUUACAGAGGAUCAAAGCAGGUUUCUGCACAUGGUGGAUCUUCUUCCAAUGUAAAUGGUGGACCUGAACUUGAUCGGUGCAUGAGUCCGGAAGGUGUGAAUGGAAACAGGUGCUCUGAAUCUUCAACUCUUCUUGAAAAGUACAGGAUUGGGAAAGUCAUUGGUGAUGGCAAUUUUGCAGUGGUCAAAGAAUGCAUGGACAGGUCCACUGGAAAGGAAUUUGCCCUGAAGAUUAUAGACAAAGCGAAAUGUUGUGGAAAGGAACACCUGAUUGAGAAUGAAGUGUCAAUCCUGCGCCGAGUGAAACAUCCGAACAUCAUCAUGCUGGUUGAGGAGAUGGAAACGGCUACUGAGCUCUUUCUGGUGAUGGAGUUGGUCAAAGGUGGCGAUCUCUUUGAUGCAAUUACCUCUUCAACCAAGUAUACAGAGAGAGACGGCAGCGCCAUGGUGUACAACCUCGCCAACGCCCUCAGGUAUCUCCACGGCCUCAGCAUCGUGCACAGAGACAUCAAGCCAGAGAACCUCCUGGUAUGUGAAUAUCCUGAUGGAACCAAGUCUUUGAAAUUGGGAGACUUUGGGCUGGCUACCGUGGUAGAAGGACCUUUGUACACAGUCUGUGGCACGCCAACUUAUGUGGCUCCAGAAAUCAUUGCUGAAACUGGCUACGGCCUGAAGGUGGACAUCUGGGCGGCAGGAGUGAUCACCUACAUACUGCUCUGUGGGUUCCCACCAUUCCGGAGUGAGAACAAUCUCCAGGAAGAUCUCUUUGACCAGAUCUUGUCUGGGAAACUGGAGUUUCCAGCCCCCUACUGGGAUAACAUCACGGACUCAGCAAAGGAAUUAAUCAGUCAAAUGCUUCAGGUAAAUGUUGAAGCUCGGUGUACUGCGGGACAAAUCCUGAGUCACCCCUGGGUGUCAGAUGAUGCCUCCCAGGAAAAUAAUAUGCAAGCUGAGGUAACAGGUAAACUAAAACAGCAUUUUAAUAAUGCGUUCCCCAAACAGAACAGUACCACUACCGGGGUCUCUGUUAUCAUGAACACGGCUCUAGAUAAGGAGGGGCAGAUUUUCUGCAGCAAGCACGGGCCCGACAGCAGCAGAGCCGCGCCGGAGCAGACCUCUCCAGCUCCUCCCCCGGCCCAGGGCUCCUCUGUGCCCGGGGCGGCCCUGCCCCCUGCCCGGCCCGCGUCUCCCACCCCGGCCUCCCCGCCCGCCGGCCCGGGCUGUGAGCGCGCAGGGACCUGGCGCCGCCACCGGGACUGAGCCUGCAGGCCUCCGCGGAGCCCGAAGCGCCUGGGCCCCGCGCCCCACCCGCUCGCUGGAAGCUCUUCUCUCCUCUCUGCUGGUCUCCUCGUCUGCUGGCCUCCCCCAGGGCUGCCUGCCGCCUCGGCCGCGUCUGGUGCUCCGGGCUCUGCCCUCCGGCUCGGGGAGUGGUGCGCGGUGUCCACUUUGGUGACAGAUGCUUGGAGUGGCUCUCGUUUUCAGCCAUCCGUGGUUUCAGUGUAACGGACAUUUUACAGCUUUGCCAGGAGAAUGUGCAGCUUUUAUCCAGCAUUCAAUGCGUUUUUAUAGAAACACUGGAUGAAUCAAGCUCUCUACCUUAUUUAAGUAAACCCGGAGCACUCCCUCUUUUCUUACAAAGAACUUACAGCUGCAUUUGUCCCUUCGUGGGUGUCUUGUGAGAGGUGACGCAACACCUUCCUGUGCUGAGGCGGUUGGAGGGGACCGGCUUUCUAAUGAAAUGGGCACCUAAGGGGACAUUCUGGUCAUCGCACACUGACUCCAGACCUGAGACGUGCUUCAGGGGCCGAUGGAACACCACAAACUGAGGACAGUACUGGCUAUUUAUCUGUGCACAGACCACAGGAGAAGGUCACCUUCUUCCCUCGACAUUCUGUUUUCCAUCAAUUCUUCCCACUAUGUAUUCGGAAAUGCUAAUGAACUUGUCCUUUGGGUUCCUUAAUGAAAGGCUUGGUGCAUGUGGCGUCACCCUGGCCUUGGCGGUUUCUUCUCAGCAAACCAGCUGCUAGCCGAAUGGAAUAAGCUAGGUUUCCCAAGCACCGCCAGCAUCUCCUUUCAUCAGCUGCUCUCUGGCUGGAACCAAGACCAAGGAAAGGUGUGGGAUGCACAGUCAGGACUGGGGCCAGGACGGGGCCCUGGGCACCCUCUGUUAUUAACCUUCUGGAAGGCUGCUGGCAGUUUUUCCUUUUUUCCCACCCCCUUGCUCUUUUUAAUAAUUGUAUAUAAUCAGUGUAUUUGUUUUACCUGCUCAUCUUCUAAACUGGUGGGCCCUGUAGUUCAUCUCAUUGUUCGAUUUUGCCUUCUAUAAGUGUACCCAACCUGCAAUAAACUCUUCCUUCUUGAGAAAAAGCAA
Molecule: messenger RNA, 3684 nt
Organism: Loxodonta africana (African savanna elephant)
Lineage: Eukaryota; Metazoa; Chordata; Mammalia; Proboscidea; Elephantidae
Gene: DCLK2
Product: doublecortin like kinase 2
Exons: 17
Coding region: 225-2573 (782 amino acids)
Biological process (GO): intracellular signal transduction; microtubule cytoskeleton organization; protein phosphorylation
Molecular function (GO): protein kinase activity; ATP binding
Source: RefSeq, a predicted model, not a curated record